AUGGACGGGCACUUUGUACCGCCAAUAACCAUCGGCGCAGGCGUCGUGGAGGCGCUGCGUCCGGUUACACAGCGGCCGCUUGACGUUCACUUGAUGGUCGUGAAUCCAGACCAACACAUCCCCGCCUUUGCCAAAGCAGGCGCUGACAUCAUCAGCGUGCAUUGCGAGGGCGAGUCGACGAUCCACCUGCAUCGAACGCUGCAGAUGAUUCGAAGCCUCGGGUGUCGUGCCGGUGUCGUUCUGAACCCGGCCACGCCACCAAUGGCAAUUGAGUACGUCCUACCUAUCGUGGACCUGGUGCUGGUGAUGAGCGUAAAUCCGGGGUACGGCGGGCAAGCAUUUAUUGACGAGGUGUUGCCGAAAAUCACCGAGAUACGGAAGAUGGCUGAUCGCCUCGGCAAGCAUGAUCUCUGGCUCGAGGUCGACGGCGGCGUGAAGGGCUCCAACGCCUGGCGUGUUGUCGAGGCGGGUGCGAACGCCCUGGUAGCCAGUUCAGCAGUGUUUGGUGCCAAGGACUACAAAGCCGCUAUCGAUGAAAUCCGGGCCGCGCGAAGACCUGUUGCCGUCUACAGUGAAUUCGGGAACGAAUUGGGCUCCAUUUGUGUCCGGUCUUCAACUCGUGGUUAG
Molecule: messenger RNA, 627 nt
Organism: Cyanidioschyzon merolae strain 10D
Lineage: Eukaryota; Rhodophyta; Bangiophyceae; Cyanidiales; Cyanidiaceae
Product: ribulose-5-phosphate-3-epimerase precursor
Exons: 1
Coding region: 1-627 (208 amino acids)
Biological process (GO): pentose-phosphate shunt, non-oxidative branch; carbohydrate metabolic process; pentose-phosphate shunt
Cellular component (GO): cytosol
Molecular function (GO): metal ion binding; D-ribulose-phosphate 3-epimerase activity
Source: RefSeq, a predicted model, not a curated record